AUGCUGGGUAGAUUGUCUAGUGCGGAAACCAGAAGGUAUUUCUCAAGCUCUCAAAAUGUUAGCAAGAAAUUGAAUAAGUUCUCUCACAUCAUCACUGAACCAAAGGACCAAGGUGCUUCGCAGGCCAUGCUUUACGCCACUGGCUUCAAGGACGGCGACUUUGUUAAGCCACAGGUCGGUGUUGGAUCUUGUUGGUGGUCUGGUAACCCAUGUAACAUGCAUUUGAUGGAUUUCAAUCAUCGUAUCACGGCUUCCGUGAACAAAGCCGGCUUGAAAGGUAUGCAGUUCAACAGUAUUGGUGUUUCUGACGGUAUCUCUAUGGGUACCAAGGGUAUGCGCUACUCGUUGCAAAGUAGAGAAAUCAUCGCCGAUUCUUUUGAAACCAUCAUGAUGGCACAGCACUACGAUGCCAAUAUCGCUAUUCCAUCGUGCGACAAGAACAUGCCUGGUGUGCUAAUGGCUUUCGGCAGACACAACAGACCUUCUAUCAUGGUCUACGGUGGUACUAUCAUGCCAGGCCACCCAACUUGCGGGUCGCAAAGCAUCCCUAAAGACAUUGACUUGGUCUCUGCGUUCCAAUCGUACGGUCAAUUCUUGUCGAAGUCUUUCACGGAACAGGAACGUUCGGACGUUGUCAAACACGCAUGUCCCGGCCCAGGUUCGUGUGGUGGUAUGUACACUGCUAACACCAUGGCUUCGGUGGCUGAAGUCUUGGGUAUGACCAUGCCCAACUCCUCGGCUUUCCCUGCCGUAUCCAAGGAAAAGUUGGCUGAAUGUGACAAUAUUGGUGAAGCUAUCAAGAAUACCAUGGAAAUGGGAAUUUUACCCCGCGACGUUAUGACCAAAGAAGCUUUUGAAAACGCUAUCACAUAUGUGGUUGCUACCGGUGGCUCCACCAACGCCGUGCUCCAUUUGGUUGCAGUUGCCCACUCUGCCGGCGUCAAGAUCACUCCUAAUGAUUUCCAACGUAUCAGCGACAAGACUCCAUUGUUGGGUGAUUUCAAACCUUCCGGGAAAUACAUGAUGUCAGAUCUCAUCAAGAUUGGCGGUACUCAAGCUGUUAUCAAGUUCUUGUACGAGCAAGGCCUCUUGAAAGGUAACACGAUGACUGUCACUGGUGAAACUUUGGAACAACGUGCCGCCAAGACUCCAAGCCUACCUGAAGGCCAAGACAUCAUCAAAUCUAUGGCUCAUCCUAUCAAACCUCAAGGUCAUCUACAAAUCCUAUACGGUUCUUUAGCUCCAGGCGGUUCUGUCGGUAAGAUUACUGGUAAAGAAGGCACAAUCUUCAAGGGUAAAGCUCGUGUUUUCGACGAAGAAGCAGGCUUCAUUCGCGCUUUAGAAAACGGAGAAAUCAAGCAAGGCGAGAAGACUGUCGUGGUUAUCAGAUACGAAGGUCCAAAGGGUGGCCCUGGUAUGCCCGAGAUGUUGAAGCCCUCCUCCGCCUUGAUGGGCUACGGUUUGGGUAAAGAUGUCGCGUUGCUAACCGAUGGUAGAUUUUCUGGUGGCUCUCACGGGUUCUUGAUCGGCCACAUCGUUCCAGAAGCCGCCGAAGGUGGUCCAAUUGGUUUGGUCAAAGACGGUGAUGUGAUCACCGUCGAUGCCGAGGAGAACAGGAUCGAUGUUGACGUCAGUGAAGAAGAAAUGGCCCAACGUAAAGCGCAAUGGGUUCCACCUGCUCCUCGUUACACUAGAGGUACACUAUCCAAGUACGUGAAAUUAGUUUCCAAUGCCUCCCUUGGUUGUGUCACGGAUAGUGACAAAUAA
Messenger RNA from Lachancea nothofagi CBS 11611, 1767 nucleotides. Lineage: Eukaryota; Fungi; Ascomycota; Saccharomycetes; Saccharomycetales; Saccharomycetaceae. The record is from the annotation of a GenBank genome assembly.